AUGAUCCGUCGCGAAUAUCAUCCUUCUUCCAAAAUCGAUGCGCUCAUUUUGAAGAAAAAACUGAAAGAUGGAGUAAAAUCUGCGGAAGAAGAGGCGGAUCGAACGAAGUUUAUCGACCGAGUCGUGGGAGGGUUGGAGCGAGAUGAAGCACUUCACGAAUCGAACGGAGAUAUUACUACAGUGGAGCAACUCGAUGUGGAGGACCAUCCCGAGAGGAACAUCCCGGAUAUCCCAGAGAAUAAGCGCGUUCGAGACUUUUUACGCUCGAUGCCAUUGACUGGUCAUGGAGCUGCUUUUGGAAAAACCAUCUAUGUAGUUCAGUGUUAUCGUUGCAAAUGUUAUGGUCAUCGAGCAGGUGAUCCAGAGUGUAAAUAUACUGUGACUGGUGAUUUGAAUUUGGAGCUGCAAAGUCGAAUCCGAGAAGACCCAAUUCGCUCUUUCAAGCCUCUCCAAGAGCAACAGUGGAGCGAAUGA
Blastocystis hominis is the source of this 474-nucleotide messenger RNA. RefSeq lists its product as hypothetical. Lineage: Eukaryota; Bigyra; Opalinata; Blastocystidae. The record is from RefSeq and is a predicted model, not a curated record. The transcript has 7 exons. The coding region runs from base 1 to 474 and encodes 157 amino acids. Gene Ontology annotation, biological process: RNA splicing.